Molecule: messenger RNA, 1188 nt
Organism: Colletotrichum aenigma
Lineage: Eukaryota; Fungi; Ascomycota; Sordariomycetes; Glomerellales; Glomerellaceae
Exons: 1
Coding region: 1-1188 (395 amino acids)
Source: RefSeq, a predicted model, not a curated record
AUGUCAUCGACAACGGCCGAAACGCCAAUCGCCGGAGCUGCCGCUGCCGCUGCCGCCGAGGACGGAGGGGCCGGCGGCAGCCCGGCAUCGCCGUCACAGUCGCAGCCGCAGUCGCCGGCCUCCGUCCGAGCCGUUCCGUCCGGCGUGACGGUGGUCUUCGCGGAGCGCAAAAGGACGGGGCGCAUCGCCGGCGCCAAGUACAAAGCAGACGGCACCCCUUACAAACGCCCCGGCCCACCGCCCAAACCCAUAGAGGAGCGCGCGCGCUAUCAGGCCCGCGGGCCGCUGAAGUGCAUGGAGAGGUCGUACACGGACCAGAAGCGCAGGGAGGUCGUCAUGUUCCUGCAGAACCACAAGAUCCGCGUGACGGAUGAGAACGACAUACGCGCGCGCAAGGGCUGGAACGGCGGCCGCGAGGACCAGCAGCCACCCGAGGAGCCCGGGUACCGGUGGCCGACCCUGAAGGAGACGUCCGACUGGUUCAAGGUCCCCGAGCGGACCGUCCACAGCUGGUGGAAGCGGCGGCAGAAGAUCCUCGGGAACGCGCCGAAGAAGUUGACCAAGGCCGAGAAGAGACGGAUGGCCGAGGAGGAAGAGAGGAGGCGGAAGGAGGCGGAGGAGCGGAGGGAGCAGUUGAGUGCGAUUGGCUGGCCGACGGAGGCCUUGCCGGAGGUGAUCCCCGGGUAUGAGGGAGCCUGGCAGAGGGCGUCGGAGGAUGUGCGGAUGCAGAUUCAGGGUCUACCGCAACCCGAGGUCGGCGAGAUGAGUUCACGGGCAAGCGCGUGGAGCGUUGCAGCCGCAACGUUUUCUCAGGGUUUACCACCCGUCUCUCCAGCUCCGCGCGCUGUGCUGCCGGUUUCUCGGUCUCCCGCUCCGCGUGCGCCGCCACCAGUCUCCCAAUCACCGGCUCCUCGUGUACUGCUGCCAGCUUCCCAACCUCCCGCUCCGCGAAUGCUGCUGCCGGCUUCUCAAUCUCCCGCGCCCCGUGUGCUUCUACCAGCACCUCCGGGGACUGGAAACAUCUCGGCGGUAACAAGAACGCCAACCCCUACCACAGACGCCUCCGUGCCGUCUUCUACGACAGCAACGCCUGCAGCCAUCAGAGAGACCACAGAGGAAAGAGAACAACUCAACAUACCGGCGAGAGAGGCUAUGGCUGCUUCUGCGGGUAGUACACCAGCUGCUUGA